AUGGCGGCCCCUUCUCCUGCUCCGCAACCUCAAUCCGCGCCUGCAGUCAACGGCGCUGCGGACCUCGAACUCGACGUGACGAAACUACAUAGCCUCGAUACGGCACAGCAAGAUCUAUACUUGCUCACCUUCGUCUCCGAUCUGCAACUGCACGUCGAGCAGCUGUCGGUGGAGGCUCUGCCGUCACACCAAGCCUCCAUCAAGAGAGAAGUGAUAAAGAUCGUGGGAUUGGGAGCGCCGGUGCCCUCACGCGUCAUCCGGAAUGCGCUGGGCAGGAUUCUGGCAGACUUGUUUGGGCGGGGGAGUCGCAGCCUGCUCUAUGAAACUAUCAAUGAAUUGCUGGCCAUUCUGAACACCGGCAAGGCGGAUAAAGAGCUCAGUUCCAAACACAGCGCGAUCGUGUGCAUCGGCGCGGUCUUUAGAGCCGCUGGAGAUUCGGCCAUUUCUCUGUCUGGGCUGACUGUUGCCACUCUGAUAAAGUUGCUCAAGGCUCCGUCCGUUGGAGUCAGAGGAUGUGUGUUUCGAGCCCUGGUGGGGGUGGUACUGGGAGUCAAGGGCAGCCUGGACGAACAUGUGUCGCGUGAUAUCCUCAAAUCUUCUCGAAAUGCGGCGACAACCGACAGAUCGACCUUCGUUCAAAGGUGUGCCUGCUCCUGCCUCCGCAGUCUUCUGAGUGAGACGAGUUAUUUCAACAACUCCAACGACUUCGAAUCGAUCAAGAGCACAAUUUGGAAGGUACUGGAUAGCUCCGGAUCCUCUGUCCGGCAUGCAGCAGCAGCUGCUAUGGCUGCCGCGCUACAGCAAGCAUACUCCGCUAACAGCACUGCUGAAGUACCUGUCCUUCGAAAGCCCAAGAAGUCGAAGAAACUUGGGGACGAUCUGGACGACGAAGCCGAGACAGAGAGACCCGGUUCCCCAGCGCCGGGACAAGUCAAGCCGUCUGUUCGGUUGACUUUCACCUUGAAAGAAGUCCUACGGGUCCUGUCGCAACAUUAUUGCAGAGCUUCCACAACGAACAGAGCACGUGCGGGCAUCGCCAUGUGUUACAGGUUUCUUCUCCGCUUACUGCCUCGGAAAACGCUGGAGGAAGAUUACGGCUCGAUAGCGACGCACAUGUACGCAGACCUCCUGAGCCAUCCCACGGUUUCGGCCAACCGUCAUCGCCUUCUCCUGACGCGGAAGCUAGUCCAGUGGAUUCUUGCCGAUGUCACAGUUCUCUUGACUGAAAAUGCCCAAAUCAAUGCAGCACGCCACCUCAUAAACGAUGUCCUGAAGAACUACCCUCAGGUGAUUCCGGAGCGCCGAGAGCCUUCUAAGCGAAUACUCGCUGGCGCUUUGACAACCCUGAAUGAUCUGUUGUUGCAGCUGGGCCCAGCUGCCAAUGUCUUGCAAGACUCCUGCAGAGAAGCACUGUUCCAAGUCGUGCAACACCCGAGCCACACGGUGCAAAGCCAUGCAGCUCAAUGCUUCAAAGCAUUCAUCCUAGCCUGUCCGAACCAGCUGAUGCGUACCAUCGACCAUGCAAUGACACAAUUGCAAAAGGAGUUUCAGCCUUCCGAGGGCAAGCAACCGCAUCGGAGGUCUCUGGGGUUUGCCACAGCCAUCGCCAUUGCAGUCAGCUGUGCUCACCAAAAGCCGCUCCACGGCUCGGUUCAGACCUACUCUGCGAUUUUCACUUUCGCGACAGACCUCCUGAAAUCCAGUGCGGCGGCAGAGCUAAGGUUAUCCGCAAUGCAGGUGCAGGUCGCGUGGACCUUGAUCGGAGGCGUGUUGAGCUUGGGUCCAAGUUUCGUAAAAGUCCACCUCAAUCAGCUAAUGCUGAUGUGGAGGAAUGCACUACCACCUCCCCUGACUCACGAGAAUGCGAGCAGAAGAGGACAUCUCGAGCUGAGCUUUUUGUCUCACGUUCGAGAGUGUGCUCUCAGCGCGCUGCUCAUGUUUCUGUCCUCUUGUAGCGGUUUGGUUACAUUUGACGGAUCGAAACGCAUCUCCACCAUGCUGCAUAACACAAUCUUAUUCCUCAACAGCUUGCCUCCAGCUCGCGAAUCCGAAGACCUUUCUCACCGACUAGUGCCUGCCCUCCAGCUACAGGACUUUGCAAUCUUGCUCCGACGACGGGUACUGCAAUGCUUUGCGUCAUUGGUCAGCUUAAAGCAUCUCGAGCAAACCGAAGUCGUUUCUCAAUCAGACCUGAUAGGUCUUACCAUGACAACCUUCACGGACCCUGAACGUCCAGUGUUGAAAAGCCUGGAGGCAUCGCUGGCAACCACGGCGAGCACCUUCGAGGGAUUAUGGACGACCGAGGACAAUUGGAGCUUUGGUGUCAGCAGCUUGGUAGACCACUUUGACACUUAUCUGCCCUUUGAUAGCCAUUCACCAUCAAGAAGUGACAUGUACACGGACCAGGAUGUUUCUGUGCCAGACGUUCUGCUCCGGUGCCCGGCCAUACCUGCAAUCGAGCACGAUGCUGCGUUGGUAGCACGGCAGGAUGGGAGGGCGAAUGAGGCCGAAUUGAGCUCACCCGCAACAUCCUGCGUCAACUUGGCUAUCAAACUUUUUGCGAUAUCCCUACCUCUCCAGUCUGGCCGAAUUCAAGAGAGCACGAUCGAGCAGCUUAUCACUACUGUAUCGCAACCUCUUCAACGAGAACCUGGCAGGAAGGCGGCAAUGCAGGUCAAUGCAGCCUUAGCGCUGUUGUGUGCGCUAGCUGUGGCAAACAAUGAAACACCAUACACAUGCGGAAAGAUGAACGUCGGGGCGAUUGGGCAGGCCAUCGCCGACUUAUUGGCCAAGUAUAUCUGCAAUUCCGAUCCUACACUACGUAACAUAGCUGCCCGUGCCAUUGGCCGCAUAUGCAACCUAGCAGGGACGCAAUUUACCAACAAAGAGGUUAAGUUCCUCAUUGACAUGAUCGUCGCAAACCGCGAUCCUAGCGUCCGCGCUGGGUGUGCUCUUGCUCUCGGUCAUAUUCACUCAGAAGUGGGUGCCAUGGCAGCCAGUCUCCAUAUCAAGUCGAUCGUUGGUGUUCUUCUGUCCCUGUGCAGUGACACUCAUACCAUAGUGCACUAUUGGGCACUCAAGGGACUGGUCCUGGUGGCCGAAUCAGCCGGGCUCGCAUUUUCGACCUAUGCAACGAGCACCCUUGGUCUUCUGGCACAAUUGUAUUCGAACGACUCGCAUAAUGAGGAAGCUGCCUCUCUCACCACCUCCAAUUUUGAGCUCGAGCUUUUCACGCCCUUGGCUAUUGCUCAAUGUGUCGACAGCGUCGUCAAUGUUCUUGGCCCUGAUCUUCAAGAUGUGUCCAAGGCCCGAAACUUGAUUCUGGUCCUGGUCGGCUAUUUGCAGAAAGAGGCUUCAGCACAACUACGAAGCGAGAGCUACCAAUGCCUUCGGCAUCUUUGCAUGUAUGCGCCGGCGCACCUGCAAUUUGCCAAAUAUGUCUUGGAUCUACAGGCGAACCUCCUAUCUGACGAAGAGUUUCUCCAAUCUGCUGCUGUGAAAGGCCUAGAUGAGUUGAUGAAGAGGAAUGCGUCAGAGGUCGCUCGUGUUGCAACUUCUAGGCUUGGUGAUGAUCUUUGGGCAUGUCUGGAUGACAACCCCGGCAGUGGAUCACUUCAAGCAAUGCUACAGAACUGGAUGCAGCAGACGAUCCUUCUGGACACGGCCGAAUGGAUCGACAAGUGCCAGAGCAUCCUCUCUCGAACAAGGUCAAAAGCCCCAGCCCCGUCACGGGUGCAGACGGCUACGGCGAAGACAGCAUUACCAGAUCUAGCCGACGAAGACGUGGCCGGCUUGACGGCAGCCGCGGGUGGACAGGGUGAUGCGCCUGAUGCUGCUCCUGAAGGCCAAGAAUUUCUCCGGUGGCAGACUCGGGACUUUGCAAUGCGAUUGCUCAGCGAAGCGAUGGAUAUCAUCCAUGCCGCCAUGUCAUCGGACCGUGUUAUACAUGCGGAAGAAGUCUUACAGAGCAAGGUGGCGGAUGUGGUCCGCGUCGCCUUUUCCGCCUCAACGGCUAAUGUGGUAGAGCUUCGCAUCUGGGGGCUUCGGAUCAUCGACCAGAUUUUGAAGUUAUUUGGAAAGACGCCAGAUCCAGAUUUCCUGGAAGCAUCUCUUCUCGAGCAAUACCAGGCUCAGAUCAGCUCGGCCCUGACGCCUGCCUUUGCUGCUGAUUCGUCACCAGAGCUAGCGGCUGAAGCCAUCGGUGUCUGUGCUACCUUCGUUGCGACGGGUAUUGUGACCAAUGCUGAGCGGAUGGGACGCAUUUUCAAAGUCCUCGCCUUGGGCGUGGACAACCUUACACGACCGACGCCAGAAGCAGCUAUUGGUGAUCUUGAUAACCUCAGUCCUAACGCCCAAGCAAUGCUCAAGAUGGCUAUCUUGUCGGGGUGGGCACAACUACAACUUGCGAGCGCUGACCAACCAUAUCUGGAGGAGAUCCUGCAUCCAUUUAUCCCCAAGCUCGCACCACUGUGGCUGACGUCGUUGCAAGAGUUUGCCAGCUUGCGUUUCGAGCCAGAAAUUUCAGACACUCUAGGAGGCGAGGUAGCGGGCGGCAAUCUGGACGAAAGAUACGCCUCUUUCAACCGCGAAGUCCGGCUAAAGUUCUAUCAGAGGAAUUGGCUCAGCGUUGUCGACGCUAUUGCUGUGCUUGUCGAAAAGGACAGCGAGUCAGUCUUUGAUGCGCUCGACAAUAAGCGAGUCUCAGCUUCCAACGGCCAGGCCAACGGUACGGCUACAUCAGGCAAAGACAUGAGUUUCCGUGAAGAACCAGUAGCAUUCUUCUUCAUCCUGUUCGGCCUAGCCUUCGAAGCAUUGGUAACCCAGGCCCGAGAGGAUCCGUCGCAAGUGUUGUCGAUUCUCCAGGCUCUGCGGAAAAUCCUGACCCCGGAAGUCUGUGGUAACGCCAUCUACGAGGAUGCCGUGUUCAAUGAAACAACCGAUACUCUGGACCGACUUGCUCUUACCAGUACCAGAGAGACACAGAAUGAAUUGGUAGUGAUAGCCAGAAACCUCUCACUAGACCACAUCGCAGCAAAGGACCAAGACCGCGAUGACAAGCUUUCGGAUGAUAUUGAACAGCUUUUUGAGCUGACGAGAAUCAUCAUCCUGGUCUUGACCGGUCUCAUUCCGACGUUGGAAGAUCCGCCCGGUGUCGCUUCCCGCAAACUCGGAGAUGAUGGGGCUGCUCUUGUUCAGCUCUGCUUCCAGGCUCUGGUUGACGUUGCGUCGGUUUUUCCCGCAAUCAUUCGAGCAGACUUGCAUGCCUGCAUCAUGCACAGCUACUGUACCAUUCUUGCAACGGGAAUAUGCCAGGACGGAGUGUUACCACGAAUCAUGCCGAUAUUCAAGGCCUUCUUGCAAGACGUCAUACAGUCAGCAUCACUCGAGGUAGCGUCAAGACUCGUUCGCGGAUGCCUUUGCCGGAUGUUGUCAAUUCUGGCGGUGGCGCAGCGCCGAGAAAACGAGUAUGCCAUCACAUGUGCAAAGAACACGCUGUUGUCGAUGACAAUCUUGCUCACGACAGCCGGCUCGGCCCUUCCCCCUAGCGAUGAGUCUGUGGCACAAUCGCUGUCGGAGUUGCUGGACUGUCUCCAAGACGUUGGCCUGGCGAAGAUUGCCGCUGGGUGCAUGCGCUCGUUGCUGGUGACCAAUCCGAAGUCAGCCUGUGACGAAGUAGUUGGCAGGGCUUUGUGGAUACGGCUCGUUCAUUUUGUCUCAGACCCUGAAGCAGAAGAUCCGGAGAGCGUCAAGACGGUAUUGACACAAGCUCUCGUCGCAGCAGUGGUGACCAUCACAGGUUCUGGCCGGUCGGCCGCGAUGUCGUUACUAGUGCCAGUUCUCCUGCUUCGUGCCAAGCAGGUCCCGACAGCGACCGACCCGGAGACUAUGCGCAAGGAGAGUGCGGCAAGACUUCUUGAUCUCGUUGCAGCUGAUCAGAUUGCCUUCAAAGUUACUGUAGGACUGCUGGAUGAAGAACAGCGCUCGGAACUGGAGAGCCUGCUGCGUGCUGCUGGGGUGGGCAGGAGAGAAGAGAGAUCUACAGAAGAGAAUGUCGAGGCAAGGCCGGCUAUCGAGCUGCGUAUGGAUUUUGGAUGA
This is a messenger RNA of Cladophialophora yegresii CBS 114405, 6096 nucleotides long. RefSeq lists its product as uncharacterized. Gene Ontology annotation, biological process: endocytosis; intracellular protein localization; retrograde transport, endosome to Golgi. Bases 1 to 6096 code for a protein of 2031 amino acids. The transcript has a single exon. Lineage: Eukaryota; Fungi; Ascomycota; Eurotiomycetes; Chaetothyriales; Herpotrichiellaceae. Gene Ontology annotation, cellular component: Golgi apparatus; endocytic vesicle; membrane. The record is from RefSeq and is a predicted model, not a curated record.